CUCGGAGAAGGAAGAGGUCAAAAUGAUUGCACUCAAGGUUCUCGUUGUGAUGGCUUUAGGCUUUGCUCUUUCUCACGCACAAGAUAAUCUGACGAAUUACGGAAAAUGGUGCGGGAAGGCAAGAACUGGUAUCUGGCCCUGGGUGAAACCAGGGUACUGUAAAUGUGAUGACCCAAAGGAAACAUGCAGAAAGAACUACCCCCCAAGGGACGACCUUGACUCGGCUUGCUUAGAUCACGAUUACUGUGCACAAUGCGAUAACACACACAACUUCUUCCGAUUCUGUCACUGCGAGAAGGGGCUGGUUGAAAAUACUGCGGCGGCGAAGUGCGUGACCGACCAAUGUAGGGGGUUCCGGGACCGACUCCUUGCAAUGUUCCAUGAGAUACCGUGUUACUGCAAGCCACGGGGCAAGAUCUGCAAGACGUGGUGGUUUGUCGGAGAUAACGAUUAUUGCUUGGUGAAAAACUAUAGGGAGUGCAAAUAGAAGUAAAUGCCACUUGACAUUAGGGGACUAUAGGCUGACUGGGCUGCGGGGCUGCGGGGCUAGGGGUCCAGUCCGCCGGGUCCGGUCUGCAGGUUGCUCAACAUGUUGAGUAACAAACUUUAUCACCGGUAGGUAGCAGUAGCCGUUAGUGAUCUGACACACAAUGCAUUUCCAGCCCAUGUCAAACCCGUGUCAAUUUCACCCACAAGAGGUUCUGUAUUGCAUUGGCCCGCUAACUACUGCUGCCACCUUUUGGCAUUAAAAGGCCCUCUUGGUUCUGGUUGACAUCGCCACAGAAACUGGUAGGCUGGAUAAGUGCUGAUGUAUGUGAGACAGUGGAGACGCCUAUUGGUGAUUUAAAAAAACUGGGCCU
Molecule: messenger RNA, 860 nt
Organism: Lineus longissimus
Lineage: Eukaryota; Metazoa; Nemertea; Pilidiophora; Heteronemertea; Lineidae
Exons: 4
Coding region: 23-487 (154 amino acids)
Source: RefSeq, a predicted model, not a curated record